This is a messenger RNA of Suillus paluster, 1413 nucleotides long. RefSeq lists its product as uncharacterized. Gene Ontology annotation, cellular component: Golgi apparatus. NCBI's taxonomy places the organism in Eukaryota, Fungi, Basidiomycota, Agaricomycetes, Boletales, Suillaceae. The record is from RefSeq and is a predicted model, not a curated record. Gene Ontology annotation, molecular function: O-acetyltransferase activity. The coding region runs from base 1 to 1413 and encodes 470 amino acids. The transcript has 4 exons.
AUGGUGGUUUCUGGAUUGCUCAACAUUCGCCCCCGCUCAUUGCCCACAAAAAUUGUUCUGUUUGGUCUUAUCAUCGCCUGCGCAAUCACCCUCUACACAUUCUCUUCUCCAAACUCUUUUCGCAUAUCAGACUGGUCCUCGAUAUUCUCACAGCAGCGACAGCACAGUUUUUGCACUCCAGAACAGUGGUCGAGCGGGCGCUGGGUAUAUAGCCCGACGUCUGACUUGGAGAAUUUGACGCGUCCAGAACAGGCACUUUCCCUGGCUGGCUUUGAGGGAUGUGCUGCAGACCGUGAAUACCAUUGGCAUUUGGGCACAGACCACGAAGAAGAAUGGGGCAGAUUUCCCAACGUCUCUUCAUACAGAUGGGUGCCUUCGAGCCAGUGCAAUGUGCGCCCGCUCAAUGGCGCAGCGAUGGUCAAGGACAUGGUGGAGAAUGGCGGGUGGCUUUUACUUGGGGACUCUAUAACUGAAAAUCAUUUCUUCUCACUGUCGUGCCUGCUGUACCCGCACGUCCGCGCGACUCCGAAUUAUACGGAAAACCCCUUCUUCGACCGCGCAUGGCAGCAAAAUUUAUACCUGUCCCCUUCGUCACCCUUAAUUCCUGAAAUUGACCUACCGGAGGGCUUCUCGAUCGAGAAUACACCACUCGUUUCAUUCCGACGUGUUGACCUGCUUCUCAAUCAAGCAGAUUUAAACGAAUUGUAUCAUAGUUCAGCAUUUCCUGGUGAACUCACCCACUCGGCUAGUCAAGAUCCCAGCUCUCAACCAACUAAGGCAGAGUCAGUAUUUGGCGAUGACCAGGUUUGGUCGCUUUCACCCUCAGAAUACAUGCCCACCUUCCUUGAUUCACCCCCAGAUGCCAACUAUGGCACGCUGGUUGUGAGUACUGCCGGACACUGGACGACAAGCACUCUGGGCGCAUUCCGCGACGAUGACGCUGGAGAAGAUGCUGGUUACGGUAUCCAGAAUAUACUCGCGUUCUUCAAGGUCGCGAUGCGGACUUGGGCAGGUCAAGUUCAGGAUGCCAUAACAGAAUACCAUAUAAACGGGGGCAAACGUCCAAAACAGGUGGUCGUUAGAGCGUAUCUCCCUGGUCAUGAGAAUUGCCAUAACAUCUUCGAGCCCACGGAAUCAAUCACACCAUGGGUCUUCAAGUGGUACAAUUGGCCGUGGAUCCAGGACUUUAACACAGAAUUCCAGGAACUGCUGUCAUCAUCCGAGUUUCCGGAUAUUCACUUUCUUCCCAUUGAGAGACCGGGACGAUUGCGCCCUGAUGCUCAUGCCUCCGGAGAUUGUUUGCAUCUCAUGUCAGGUGCUGGUGUUCUCGAGGGAUGGUCGCACUACAUCUGGCAUUUUGUUACACGCGAAGUCCGGCAGAAGGAUCCGAUGACCCCGCCCUCCCCACCGUAA